Ceratitis capitata (Mediterranean fruit fly) is the source of this 2059-nucleotide messenger RNA. RefSeq lists its product as hypothetical. The transcript is spliced from 6 exons. The coding region runs from base 277 to 1791 and encodes 504 amino acids. Lineage: Eukaryota; Metazoa; Arthropoda; Insecta; Diptera; Tephritidae. The record is from RefSeq and is a predicted model, not a curated record.
AAAUUGUCUAUUUCAAAAAAGUUUAUAACAAUUAAUUAAAAGAAACUUGUAAAAAAUAAUUUGUUAAAAAAAAUUAAAAUACCUUCAAAUUAUAACAUCUUCACAAGCUUGUUAGAGCUAUAAAAAGUGUUUGUUAAAAACGGAUUUUUAACAGAAUUUUCAACCUUUUGGAAUACUUUAAAUUUGUGCUUUAAUUGACUGAGUUCAUAAUCGCGGUGAUUAUAAGAAUAAUUAUAUUAAGCAGCUUGUCAUCAGGUCCUCUACGAAUCACUCAAAAUGUGGCACUGGAUGGAAAUAGCAUUGAUAUUUCUUAUUUUUCAAGAUUAUACACAAAGUUUGCGUUUGGUCGAAGUGCGAAUACCAAAUUACGUGGUUAAGGGCUCAUCAGCACAGUUGGAAUGCCUGUACGAUUUGGAUGGUGAAUCGUUGUACUCAGUGAAGUGGUACAAGGACGGCAACGAGUUCUAUCGAUACGUGCCACGAGACAUGCCACCAGCACAGACAUUUCUGCUGCCAGGUGUUUUAGUGGAGCUCCACAAUUCCAGUGAUGCCAUUGUUACAUUGCGCAAUGUCAACCUACAGUCGGCGGGACGUUUCCGUUGUGAAGUUUCCGGUGAAGCGCCAUCUUUUCAGACAGUCACCGAACACGGCGAUAUGGUUGUGGUUUCUCUGCCCGAUCAGGGACCACCGAAAAUCACCGGUGGCCGCCCACGUUAUCAAAUCGGCGAUUGGGUUCGUAUAAACUGUACAGUUGGCCGUUCGAAACCUGCCGUUGAACUCUCUUGGUUUGUGAAUGGUGACCCAGCUGAACCCCGUGCUCUACGAAAGUUUCCUUCAGUCAUAUCUGGGCGCGAAGGUUUGGAGACUUCCAUCUUGGGCUUGCAAUUCCGUGUUGAGCAGCAUCAUUUUCGUAAUGGUGAUAUGAAAUUAAAGUGUGUCGCCUCCUUAUCCACCUUAUAUUGGCGCAGUAACGAAGAGUCGGUGGAAGGCGAUCGCCCACAAAAAGCGCCUGUUUUAGAAUCGCGCGAAACCGUCUACGCCAGCAAUUCACGCGCCGAUCCAGUGCAAGGUAUGUCACUACGGGAAAUAUUUGUUACCAAAAUCUUAUCGUUUUUCAUUCAACCAAAUGCAGCCAGCAAAACGGAUUCACAUCUAAUGGCGCAUGCGCCUAGUUUGUUGUUGUUGCUGGUUGUGGCGACAGCCAUUGCCAGUGGUUGUGUGGAAGAGUUGUAUAUGUGGCUGCAGGAUAAUAUUAUUGAGCAACAAGAGAAACGACAAGAGGAACAAAGGCGAAAACUGAGUUUUGAAAAUGAAAAAGGAUAUACGAAACGGGAAGGAGGAGAGUUAAUGCCAAUUCAGCAGCCAGAAAAACGAAUUAUUUCAAGCAAAAUCAAUCACGUGAUCAGUACAGAGUAUGAAGCGGUAAUGCCACUGCUCCAAUGGCGGCUACACCGGCAACAACAGCGACAACAGAAACAACUAAAAUUUCAGCAGCAACAACUACACCAACUGCAACAGCAAAAGCAGCAGGUGCAAAUAUGUCGGCAACAUUGGCAUGUUAAUGAGCUGAACGAAGGCGUGGUGGAGCGGAAAUGCAAAAGAGCGUACGAAUUGAAAUUUGUUAAUUUAUGUGCGGAAAUGCUGCCAGUGUUGACAGCAAUGACAGCAUCCUCUGUAGCGACAUAUGCCACCGUCGCCGACGUUCAUUGUGAUGCCGUUAUUGCGGAAUCCGAUGUUGUCCCAGCUGUCGCUGCGGCGUUGCCAAUUAAACGAUUGCUGGCUGUGAGGUAACUGCGCUACACAGAGGUGCAGACGGUGUAAGAAGCGAAAAGAAAGGCUACUCUAUCUACACCAUUCUCUUGCUGCUGCUGCUGCUGCUGCAGUAAAAUAAUCGAGGCAUGCAAUCGAGCGAGCUCUUGGCCAUUACAAACAACAACAACAGAAACUGAUGAAAAUAAAUGAACAAAAAUUUAAAUCUUCAAUUUAAAUUAAAAUCAGUUCAAAGGACAGUUGGCGCAUGUAAAUUUUGUAAGGCAGGUGUAAUCAUGGCCGUACAUGU